CAAGCCUGGCCCCAACGGCCUCCGUGCUACCAACUGAACUAGAAAGAAAGGAUCAAUAGUCACAUAUUUUUUUUCUUUUAGGAGAGGAGUUUUACUCUUUCUUUCCAUCUUCUAUCACACUUGCUUUUUUUUUCCUUCUAGGAGAAGAGUUUUACUCUUUCUUUCCAUCUUCUAUCACACUUGUUUUCCUGUUCUUUUUUUCGCAUCGAUUUUGUACCACUGCAACAGACGCUGCCGCAUGUUAAAAAUAAAGAUUUUCUUUCUUUCCAUGACCUUUUUGCUUUUGUUAGACACGUUUCCCCCCAAGACUUCAAAUCCCCGUAAAAGAGGCUAACUAAAUAAUUAAUUACCGCCUUUUCUCUCCUUGCACUCAAAUUCUCGACCGUUGGAGAGGGAGGGAGGCGGAGGAGCAGGAGGGGGAAGAAGAAGAAAGGAUGGUGACGCUGAGGUCAGGAACCCUGCAAGACGCCUCUGAGGAAACAAAACAAGACUCCAACGCCUCCGCCGUGAAGUAUGAAGACUACAGGAAGCGGAGAAUCCAAGAGAACAUGCAGAAGAUGCAUGAGAUGGGGAUCACCAACCUCUCCAUCGGCGCCCCGGCCACAAAAUCGCCCAGGAGAACCCCGACUAAGGCGUCCCAUUUAUCCCCAAUAAGCCAGAAUAGUUUGCCUUCUAGGCGGUCUUCAAGGUUGCAGAAGAUUUCGCCAGUGAAUUAUUCAGAGAUCCAUCCCCCGAAGGAAAAGAAGUCUACGGGUGAACGAAUUCUGAUUGGUGAAGGCCUGGUGCCAGAGGUGUACACCGAGGAGCACGAGAAAUUGCUCGGGUCUUGCCGGAACGUUUGGGUUCUCUUUCAGGAUGGGUAUGGAAGAGACGGGAAGCGCAUUUAUGAUCCCUUCGAUGGGAAAACUUGUCACCAAUGCCGGCAAAAAACUCUUGGACACCGUACAUCCUGUCCCAAAUGCAAUCUAGUACAAGGCCAGUUUUGUGGUGAUUGUCUGUAUAUGAGAUAUGGUGAAAAUGUUCUAGAGGUGAACAGGACACCUGGAUGGAUUUGCCCUGUCUGCCGUGGAAUUUGCAACUGUAGCUUGUGCCGGAUCAAGAAAGGCUGGCUGCCCACUGGGCCUCUUUACAAGAAGAUUACAAGGCUUGGAUACAAAUCUGUUGCUCAUUAUCUCAUCCAAACUCAUCGAAUUGAUGCAAAGAAAGGCGACGAUGAGAAAGUAGAUGAAUCUACUCCUGAAGGACCCCUAAAUUUCUCGGAUGCUGACCAAGCUGAUAUGCAAAACAAGCUCUCCAGUGCAAUGCCUGAUAGUUGCCAAGACCCAGAGGAUUUGAUCGGUCAACAAAAGGAACCAUCUGAUGUAGAGGCACAAGCUGAUAAAAACUCUCCUGCAGCCACUAAGGGUCUCAUCAAUCAGCAACAUGAAGCUUCUAUGACUGCAAUUACGGAUACUGAUCAUCAUAGUGAGAAGAAAUAUGCCUCGGAUCUGAUAUCACUAGGUAACGGUGGCCCUCAUCAGAAUGCCGUUGUGGAGAGCUUGCAGAGUGGUCGUGAAAUUGCUAGAGUAGUUAAUUGCAAUUUAAAUAGCAGCACAAAGGGUCACACGGAGGAAGUGGAAGUAAAUGCGUUAGAUGCAUUUAGUCCAACAACCCCAGAAAAUGUCAGAAAACCUAAGGAGAUCUGCAACAAAAAUGAUUCAGAAUGUACAACUGUGAUCUCAGACAGCAUCGCUGGAAGGAUAAAAAGGAGGCGUGUUGGCAUGAUACAAUUUUGUAGGGCAUAAACUAUAGCCUCAGAGAGCAUUUUUGGAAGAACGAAAAAGGAUGCAUAUGGUGCAGUACAGUCUUGUAUUUGAAAACAACAAAACGUGCGGGGUAUCCCAGAAUCUUGAAUUAGCAUUUUUGCUUAAAGAAACUGAUGACCUCUUUUGUAGCCAUACCAGUCAUCUGGCGUCAACGGAUUCAUCAUGUCCAUAUGUUUCUUGAGAUGCGAAGUUGUUUUCUUGAAUUCCUGUAAGAAUGGCUUUUCAUGUAUGAAAAUAUGCAAAGAUGAGAUGCUUACGGUAGGCAUGUUUGAUGUAGCGCUAACCCCUGAAGGUUAUCAUGUAGUGGGUGUGAUUCCCAAGUUGAUAGGAUGCAGUUCAUUGGAGGCUCGCAGUAGCAUGUCUAUUGCUUUGGUCAAAUAUAAAUUUUUUAUCUGGUGGAAGAA
Nymphaea colorata (pocket water lily) is the source of this 2209-nucleotide messenger RNA. RefSeq lists its product as uncharacterized. NCBI's taxonomy places the organism in Eukaryota, Viridiplantae, Streptophyta, Magnoliopsida, Nymphaeales, Nymphaeaceae. Gene Ontology annotation, cellular component: nucleus. Gene Ontology annotation, biological process: regulation of DNA-templated transcription. The transcript has 6 exons. The record is from RefSeq and is a predicted model, not a curated record. Bases 435 to 1784 code for a protein of 449 amino acids.